Toxorhynchites rutilus septentrionalis is the source of this 1665-nucleotide messenger RNA. RefSeq lists its product as uncharacterized. Bases 1 to 1665 code for a protein of 554 amino acids. The record is from RefSeq and is a predicted model, not a curated record. Gene Ontology annotation, molecular function: RNA-DNA hybrid ribonuclease activity; nucleic acid binding. NCBI's taxonomy places the organism in Eukaryota, Metazoa, Arthropoda, Insecta, Diptera, Culicidae. The transcript is spliced from 2 exons.
AUGAUGGCAUACCUUGCUAGCUUUCUAACCGACCGAACCUUCAAAGUAGCAGUUGGGGAUCGCUUCUCCAGUGAGAAAAUUGCCGAAAACGGAGUUCCCCAAGGUGCAAUCCUAUCGGUCACUCUUUUCCUGGUGGCAAUGAAUUCGAUUUUCGAUUUCAUCCCUGAUGGAGUGAAGGUUAUCCUCUAUGCGGAUGACAUACUUCUAAUAUCAUCAGGCUUAGUGCAAAGAUCCAGGAAUCGAUUGCAGAGCGCAGUCAAGAGUGUAUCGAUGUGGGCAGACGAAGUUGGGUUCACGAUUUCUAGUGAGAAAUCAAGUAUUUUGUCAAUAAGACAACGGGCCAGGGGUGCACAAAGAGCUCCUAUCUUUAUGAAUGGGAAAGCUAUCUCAGAGGGAUUCAACUCUACACUCCUCGGAGUCACGAUUGAUAGAAACUUGAAUUUCAAACUAAAUGCAAAACUGGUCAAGAAAAAGAUCGCGGAUCACCUGAACGUUCUAAAAGCGAUUAAAGGAAGGCUGAAAGGCAGCCCACGGGACUCCCUUUUGAAUAUUUUCAAAAGCUGGAUAAUCCCACGACUAGUGUACGGUAUCAUCCUCGCUAGUAAAGCGGAUAAAUAUUUUAAAAUGUUAGAAUCAGCCUCUAACAGCGAAAUUCGCAUAAUCACGGGUGCGUUUUAUAGUAGUCCUAGUAAGAGUCUACUUGCUGAGAUAGGGGAACCACCUUUCGAGAUGGUAUGUGUGCAGAGGAUGAUCCAUGCACUAGUCAGAGCCUGGGAUGCCGUUCCUCCCACCAUCAGCUGGAGGGUAAAACGGUUCGUUAGGGCUAGGGAUAACCCCCAGAAGGUGCAAGCGGGGGUGAACGAGGCCCUACGUACUGACUUUGCUAACAAACGCAUUGUCUAUACUAACGGGUCCGUCACUGAUGACGCAUCAGCCAUUGGGAUACUCGACUGUAAUGCUAAGACUAGCAUGAGAGUCCCCAAUGAGUUUAGCAUCUUCUCGUGUGAAGCUCUCGCCAUUAAGUUGGAAUUAGAGAGCGUCACCAAUGCUGAUAGCGUCGUUGUUUGUUCGGAUUCGGCGAGCGUCCUCAAAGCUGUAGAGGGUGGUACUAUCAAACACCCCAUCAUUCAAGAAAUUGAAGAGCAUCUGAGAGGAAGUAGUGCGAUCCUAUGUUGGAUUCCGGGUCACACCGGGAUCCCGGGGAACGAGGAAGCCGAUCGGCUUGCUAACGAAGGGCGGAGAGGCUCCAUUACCAGUAUGGGUAUACCUGGUAAGGACCUCAUUAGAAGGGCGAACAAUUCCAUUCUGCUCACUUGGGAGGCUGAAUUGAAUCGUGAAAGGGACCUGCAGUUUCGUAGAAUUAAAGCAUCAACCGGCAAAUGGAGGGACCGAGCCAACACGUGUGAACAGCGAAUUCUCUCGCGUCUUCGCAUCGUGCAUACGUGGUUGACUCAUAACUUUCUAGCAAAGAAAAAAGAGCCCCCUACCUGUUGCGGCACCCACCUGACGGUGGGGCAUAUUCUAACGGAAUGCAUGCGAACUGCGGACCUUCGUAGGAGGUACGGCUUAACCGGUGGCCUAGAUGUCGUUUUGCAGAACGACACACGGAAAGAAAGAGAUACUCUGGAUUUCCUUAAAGAGGCUAACCUGAUUCAGUUUAUUUGA